AAGGAAACAGCGGCACAGACAAGCUAAGUCAUGGGAGUGGAGAUAUUCUCCUUAAAAACUCUGUUAGGGGAGAGUGAAAAUAAAAACCAAAUUGCUAGAAAUAUCAUUGACUUUCUUCGUUCUACAGGCCUGUAUUCAAUGAUGUAGGCCAUUAGGGGCUGACUAAUAAGUAGUGACCGUUCCAUCCAGAGUGAGGCAGCAAUGCGCUGAAUACGCCUAGCCUGCCUUAAAAUUCCACAAGAAGAAGAAGAAGAAGCAGAAGCAGAAGAAGAAGAAGAAGAAGAAGAAGAAGAAGAAGAAGAAGAAGCAAAACUGAGUCAUAUUUUCCUAACGAUUCACAUUCUGGGACAAACUGCUUCAUUUCACAUUUCUUUUGUUACACUACCUGCGCAACCUGUUUCUAAAAUGCCUCGCAUUGAGAAUGACAUCAAGCUGGACUUUAAGGAUGUGCUCCUCCGUCCAAAGCGGAGCACACUCAAGUCUAGGAACGAGGUGGACCUAAUCAGGAGCUUCACUUUCAGGAACUCCAAGGGCAGCUACAGAGGGAUCCCCAUCGUCGCUGCAAACAUGGACACUGUGGGGACCUUUGAGAUGGCCCUGGCUUUGCACCAGUUCACUCUCUUCACCACGAUUCACAAACAUUACUCUGUGGAUGACUGGGUGGAGUUUGCAAAGAAACAUCCCAAAUGUGUGGAGAGUGUAGCAGUCAGCACAGGGACCGGAGAUGGAGACUUUGACAGGAUUUCAGCCAUCUUGGAGGCGGUGCCACAGCUCCAGUAUAUCUGUGUAGACGUGGCUAACGGUUACUCUGAACACUUUGUUCACUUUGUCAAAGACGUCAGGCAGAAGUUCCCCUCUCACACUAUAAUAGCAGGAAACGUGGUGACAGGAGAGAUGGUAGAAGAGCUGAUCCUGGCUGGCGCUGACAUCAUCAAAGUAGGCAUCGGACCAGGCUCUGUGUGUACCACCCGCAAGAAGACAGGGGUGGGGUACCCCCAGCUCAGCGCUGUGAUUGAGUGUGCAGAUGCAGCCCAUGGCUUGGGUGGCCACAUCAUCUCUGAUGGGGGAUGUACUUGCCCAGGAGAUGUCUCAAAGGCUUUUGGUGCUGGAGCAGACUUUGUGAUGCUGGGCGGUAUGCUUGCUGGCCACUCAGAAAGCGGGGGCGAGAUUAUUGAGAAAAAUGGCAAGAAAUACAAACUGUUCUAUGGAAUGAGCUCCGACACGGCGAUGAAGAAAUAUGCAGGAGGCUUGGCUGAGUACAGAGCGUCGGAGGGGAAGACAGUCGAAGUUCUUUACAAAGGUCCAGUGGAUGUGACAAUACGAGACAUCCUGGGUGGGGUCCGCUCCACCUGCACUUAUGUUGGGGCAGGCAAACUGAAGGAGCUGAGCCGCAGGACCACCUUCAUCAGGGUCACCCAACAGCUCAACACUGUCUUCGGCGACGACAGCUGAAUGUCCAGCUCGAUCCUGCUUCAGAUUGAAGGAUAAGUCUGCAACACUGCCUGUCUGACUCCCAGAUGUCCUGGUGAUGUUUGUGCAUCGACAAUGUGUAGACACAAGUGAACGGACACGUAUAUUAAUACGUAAAUACUGCCCUUUUACUAUCCUUUUUAGUUUUGUUUUUGACAUAAGUUACGGUUCUUUAAUUUGAAAUUUCAAUGCAAUUUUAGUAUAUUAAGCUUUGACCUCAUUGACAUUAACAGAAAUAUUUUUCAGCACACAGACUCUGAGUCACUUUAGACUCUGAACGUUACUUUUUCCAUACAAGCCACAAAGGUUUUCAGGGGUCAGUAUGUCUCUAGACAGUAAGAGUUAAGCUAGAGAAGUAAUUCUCCAGCUCGUUACUUAUCUGCUGUCUCAUCAUUCCAAUACAAGGUCCUUAGUUGUUCUUUUUAUGCAAAUCUGUGGCUGUCUAUAAACAGCAUCUAUAACAUGUCUCUAUGCUCUGUGCCGAAAUCAUACUGUAAGCCUUCGUCACCCACAUGUAAAAUUAUUGCAAAUGUCUUAAAGUAUUUAGAAAGCCUAAAUAUGUAUGCAGCUGCUGUGACUAAUUAGGAAAUGGAAAUGUUUUUAGAAAUGUCAUUCCAACACUCAUUAAGUUUUGCACUUUAAUGAUUUGUAUUUUGAGAUUCCAUUAUUUAGUUUCUGUUAUUGUCUGAUAGAUAUGUUUUAAAACUACAGUGUCAUACAUUGUUUCCAGCACUAUUACUACUGCUACUUUUUAAACUAGUAGAUGAAUUAAAUUUGGGAGAAUUUAUAUAUGGACCAGUAUACGCUGCAUGCUAGCGUACAGUCAGCACAUACAGUACAUAGCAAUGUACGGGAUUGUAAGUGCUGAAUUCAUAGCAGAGGUGUUAUUCAAUAUAAACAUAUAUGCAGCUUUUCUGUUCUCUGGUUCUAGCUGCUCCUGAUCAAUACCAAAGUUUGUGUGGGUUUAUGUUAGUGAUGUGCACAUUCAAAUUAAUUUGAUUCAUUAUAGCCUUUAAAUUAACUGGUCAUUCCUUGGAAUUAGCCUUGGAAGUUUUACAGCAUCAGUAUUGGGUAUGGUUUCACUUCGCACAGUGUCUCUAGUUACUCUAUUUCAAGCUGUUCUUACAUUAUCUGUGUUUAAUUUUUUUGUCACAUUGGUAUGAAAAUGGCAAAAUGUCAAAUUUAAAAUGCAGUUUUUAAAUUCACUUUUUUUCACUUCACGUUUUAACCAGUCAAUAAAAACAUUCCACAUCUUAA
Molecule: messenger RNA, 2727 nt
Organism: Siniperca chuatsi (mandarin fish)
Lineage: Eukaryota; Metazoa; Chordata; Actinopteri; Centrarchiformes; Sinipercidae
Gene: gmpr2
Product: guanosine monophosphate reductase 2
Exons: 10
Coding region: 406-1452 (348 amino acids)
Biological process (GO): nucleotide metabolic process
Cellular component (GO): GMP reductase complex
Molecular function (GO): GMP reductase activity
Source: RefSeq, a predicted model, not a curated record